Scomber japonicus (chub mackerel) is the source of this 2555-nucleotide messenger RNA. It is a transcript of the gene naglu, whose product is annotated as N-acetylglucosaminidase, alpha. NCBI's taxonomy places the organism in Eukaryota, Metazoa, Chordata, Actinopteri, Scombriformes, Scombridae. The transcript is spliced from 6 exons. Bases 185 to 2440 code for a protein of 751 amino acids. The record is from RefSeq and is a predicted model, not a curated record.
CAUGAAGCUUGUUUCUUUUUACAGAAACUACAUCUUCUGAUUGGCUGCCAGUUCUAAUCGAGGAAGCAGCGUUCUUUCUGAUUGGCCACCAGCCUCUCAGUAACGCAACGCUUCCUGGUUUUCUGCAAAUGGACAAAUAAAGUCGUUUUUAAACGCGUGCUGCGGUGGGAAACCUGGUUUUAAAAUGCCACACAGAAGCAGCUGCAGUGUGGUGGUGGUCGUCGUGUUGUGUCUUUUUGUAUGUGCAUCCUGUAAGUUUCCCACUCUGGAUCAUAUUAAAGCCAGAUCCAGCGGGAAGGCUCAGGGGAGAGCAGUGAUCGGGCUGCUCAAGCGUCUGAUCGGUAACAGAUCCACAGAGUUCAUAGUGUCAGUGAACAGAAACCUUUCUAACGACAGUCUGGAUGUGUGUGAGCUCAGAUCAACCAAAAACAACAAAAUCGUGGCGACAGGCAGCAGCGGGGUGGCCGUGGCUUCUGGGAUUUACAACUAUCUGAAAUACUUCUGUAACUGUCAUGUUUCCUGGUCUGGUGAUCAGCUGGAUCUGCCCCGUCCUCUGCCCAAGCUCAGCGGAGUCCUGCGCAUCAACACACCGCACAGGUUUCGUUACUACCAGAACGUCUGCACGUUUAGCUAUUCCUCUGUGUGGUGGGACUGGCCGAGAUGGGAGAGAGAGAUCGACUGGAUGGCACUCAAUGGAAUCAAUCUACCAUUGGCUUUCACUGGCCAAGAGGUCCUAUGGCAAGAGGUGUAUCGUGCUCUUGGGUUAAACCAGUCAGAGAUAGAAGAGUUCUUCUCUGGACCGGCUUUUCUUGCCUGGAACCGGAUGGGAAACAUGUUCCAGUUUGGUGGACCUCUGCCUCAGUCCUGGCAUGUGAACCAGCUCACCCUCCAAUUUAAAAUCUUGGAGCGAAUGAGAUCGUUUGGCAUGAUUCCCGUGCUGCCGGCCUUUUCCGGGAACAUUCCCAAGGGAAUUCUCAGGUUGUAUCCAGAAGCAAAUGUAACAAGAUUGGGCCCUUGGGCUCAUUUCAACUGCAGCUUCUCAUGCUCCUACAUCUUGGACCCCCGGGACCCACUUUUCCUCCAGAUCGGAUCCCUCUAUCUGUCCCAGGUGGUUAAACAGUUUGGGACCGACCACAUCUACAACACUGACACUUUCAAUGAGAUGACUCCACCUUCCUCUGACCCCACCUACCUGUCUGCUGUCAGCCGCUCUGUGUUCGCCUCAAUGACUGCAGUUGACCCUCAGGCAAUUUGGCUGAUGCAAGGCUGGCUGUUCUUCAGUGAUGCAGCGUUCUGGAAGCCAGCCCAAAUUCAGGCCCUACUACAUGGAGUGCCGCUGGGUCGAAUGAUCGUACUGGACUUGUUCGCAGAGACCGAGCCAAUUUUCUCCUACACCGAAUCUUUCUAUGGACAGCCAUUCAUUUGGUGCAUGCUGCAAAACUUUGGGGGCAACAGCGGUUUCUUUGGCACAGUGGAAAGCAUCAAUUCAGGACCCUUCAAAGCCUUACAUUUCCCAAACUCCACCCUGGUCGGCAUAGGCAUGACACCUGAGGGCAUUGAACAGAAUCCGGUGAUGUACGAGUUGAUGAGCGAGCUGGCUUGGCGUAAGGAGCCGGUCAACUUGUCCAAGUGGGCUUCACUCUAUGCAAUACGUCGCUAUGGCAGCACGCAAGAGAACUUGACCGCUGCAUGGAGGCUCCUGUUUGCCAGCGUUUAUAACUGCACCGUACCACAUUACCGAAAUCACAACCAUAGCCCAUUGGUGCGCCGACCGUCAUUACAUAUGAAUGUUGACCGUUGGUAUGACACAGCUGAUUUGUACAAAGCCUGGAAACUGAUUAUGGAGGCAGCUCCAUCUCUCAUGUACAAGGAGACCUUCCGGUAUGAUCUUGUGGAUGUGACUCGGCAGGUUUUACAAGUCCUGACAACAUCUUAUUACCUGGACAUCAAAGAUGCUUUCCAGAACAACAAGUUGCCAGAGCUGCUAACUGCAGGUGGGGUGCUGGUCUACGAUCUCUUGCCGGAGCUUAAUCGUUUGUUGAGUAGCGAUCGCAACUUCCUGUUGGGGACAUGGCUGGAGCGAGCACGAUCCUUAGCCCUGGAUGAAAAGGAGGCACAGCUCUAUGACAUGAACGCCAGAAACCAGCUCACUCUAUGGGGUCCCAGUGGUGAGAUCCUGGACUACGCCAGUAAAGAGUGGGGUGGCCUCAUGGAGGACUAUUACGCCCAGAGAUGGGGCCUGUUUGUCCAAACACUGGUGGAGUGUCUGGACAGAGGACAGCCUUUUAGGCAGGAUGCUUUCAACCAGGCAGUUUUCCAGAUAGAAAAGGGAUUCAUUUACAACGGCCGAAAGUACCCAACCAAGCCUCAGGGAGACCUGUUUGAGAUCGCCUGCAGGAUCUUCCUUAAGUACUACCCACAGGCCUUGAAGAGACUAUAGUGAGCAGAGACCACCACAUUUUGGGAAAACCUGACUCAAGUCGCAGCAAGAAGAAUGUCUUCCUCCACCUUUAGUUUUCUAUGGAAAUCCCAAACAUUAAUAAUAAAGACAAUCA